AUGUCCACCUCCAUAGCACACAAAAAGCGCCGUCUCCGAAGCGACUACAUCUACCACCAAACGCACCGAACAAGAUGGUUCGACAACGACAUGUACGCCCACCUCAACAACACAGUCUACGCCAUGCUCUUCGACAGCAUAAUAAACACGUACUUAAUCACGCACUGCGGAAUGGAUCCCUUCACGCACAACAACCCCACGCUUACUACACCUGACCCCUCCUCUUCCUCCACCACCACUACCACAUCUACACCCGGAUUCAAAAGCAGCCAAGUAGGCAUAAUGGUCUCCUCCUACUGCGACUACUUCUCCUCCGUCUCAUUCCCAGAUAUACUAGACCUGGGGCUGCGGGUCACCAAGCUGGGGAAUAGCAGCGUGACGUAUGAAGUUGGGGUGUUUAAGGAAGGGGAGGAAGAGGUCAAGGUUGUUGGGGGGUAUACGCAUGUGUUUGUGGCGAGGGAGACGAUGAGGCCGACGAGGGAGGGGAUGGAGGAGGGUGUUAGGAGGGGGUUGGAGAGGUUGGUUGUGAGUGAUGAUACUGCUGUUGGUGGUGGUGGUGGUGGGAAGGGGGCGAAGUUGUAG
Messenger RNA from Aspergillus tubingensis, 582 nucleotides. RefSeq names its product acyl-CoA thioesterase. Bases 1 to 582 code for a protein of 193 amino acids. The transcript is spliced from 2 exons. Lineage: Eukaryota; Fungi; Ascomycota; Eurotiomycetes; Eurotiales; Aspergillaceae. Gene Ontology annotation, cellular component: mitochondrion. Gene Ontology annotation, molecular function: fatty acyl-CoA hydrolase activity. The record is from RefSeq and is a predicted model, not a curated record.